GAGCCGCCGUAGCAGCUGCAGCCGGGGCCGCCGAUGAUCAUGGCUGCUGUGCGAAGAGGCGAAGCGGAGACGGGCAGAGGCAGCUCGGAGGCGGCAAUAGAUGCAGAAGAAAGCGAAGAGGAGAACAUCCUCUACGACUUGCUGGUCAACACCGAGUGGCCGCCGGAGACGGAGGUGCAGCCAAGAGGCAACCGGAAGCAUGGCGCUUCAUUUAUCAUCACUAGAGCAAUUACAGGCCCUGCCUUAUUUUUGCUCCGAUAUUUGUGGUACAGCCCUGCAAAAUUUUCUCUCCCUGUUGGACUUGUCCGCCUGGUCAGUAAACAGAUCAAUUGGCACUUAGUCCUCGCAAGCAAUGGAAAAUUAUUAGCAGCUGUUCAAGACCAGUGCAUAGAAAUAAGGUCUGCGAAGGAUGAGUUUGGAUCUGUCAUUGGGAAAUGUCAAGUCCCGAAGGAUCCCAACCCACAAUGGAGACGUGUAGCGUGGAGUCACGACUGCACUUUGCUCGCCUACGGCGAAAGCACAGGGACCGUGCGAGUGUUUGAUUUGGUCGGCAGUGAACUCUUGGUCAUUUCACCGGGUGCUAGCUUCCCGGGAGACAUGACCUAUGCUAUUGCUGGAUUGAUUUUUCUGGAAUACAAAGCGAGCGCCCAAUGGUCAGCCGAGCUGCUGGUCAUCAAUUACCGGGGCGAACUGAAGAGCUACCUUGUCAGUGUUGGAACGAAUCAGAGCUUCCAAGAAAGCCACAGUUUCAGCUUCAGCAGCCAUUAUGUCCAUGGAAUAACUGCUGUAAUUUAUCAUCCUGCACACCGGCUUUUGAUCGUUGGUGGCUGCGAAAUGGAUGGCGAGGGAUCCGGCGCAUCCAAAGCAAGUAGCUGUGGUCUGUCGGCAUGGAGAGUUCUUUCGGGAUCCCCCUAUUACAAGCUGGUUACGAGUUACGAAGAUGAUAUCGGGACCGCCAAGAGAAGGUCAUUGUUCAAGAUUAGGUCUCUCAACUUUUACAGUAGACAAGGAAGAGAACAGGAUGGUGUUUUCAAGAUGAGCCUUUCUCCAGAUGGGACUCGCCUAGCAGCUAUUCACUUUAGUGGAAAAUUGACUAUCUGGGGAAUCCCUUCUCUAAGACAGCAAGGAGAAUGGGAGCAGAGCGACCAGCCGGGCUAUGAUGAAAUCAAACCAGAAUGGCGACUCUCUCUUGAGAAACGGAAGAAAAUCAAAGACAAGGAAUCUUUUUACCCAAUGAUAGACAUCAACUGGUGGUCAGAGAAUGCGGUCAUCCUGGCUCGCUGUUCGGGUGCUUUGACAGUGUCAUCAGUGAAGACCUUGAAAAAUCUGUUGGGCAAAUCCUGUGAAUGGUUUGAAAGUUCCCCUCAUGUCACCUCUGCUCAUGAUGGUGGAUUUCUAAGUUUGGAGUGCGAGGUGAAGCUGGCUCCAAAGAGAUCGCGCUUGGAUAGCAGGCCCGGUGAUGAAGACGAAGGAGAAGAUGACUCCGAUUCGGACGACGAAACUUCUGCCAAGGCCCGGUAUUUUGGCUACCUUAAGCAAGGCUUGUACUUUGUGACCGAAAUGGAGCGCUUUGCUCCUCCGCGGAAACGUCCGCGCACUAUCAUAAAGAAUUACCGCCUCGUAAACCUGAGGUCUACGACUCCUGAGGAGCUGUACCAAAGAAAGAUUGAUAAUGAAGAAUACGGAGAAGCUUUGUCUCUGGCUCAAACAUAUGACCUUGAUUCUGACCUUGUUUAUCAGAGGCAGUGGAGGAAAUCGGCUGUUAGCAUUGCUUCUAUUCAGGAUUAUCUGAGCAAAAUCAAUAAGCGUUCUUGGGUCCUUCAUGAGUGCUUGGAAAGAGUUCCUGAGAAUGUGGAUGCUGCUAAAGAGUUGUUGCAAUACGGCUUAAAAGGAACAGACCUGGAGGCGCUCAUAGCCAUUGGGAAAGGAGAAGAUGGCGGCAGGUUUAUCUUGCCAGGUGAUGUGGACAUUGAUGAACUGCUUUUUGAAGAGUUUUUAACUCCAGAGGAAGAAGCAGAGAGUAGGAAGGAGCGAGAAGUCAUGAAGCGUCAAGAACUUCUUCAAUCAGUAAACUUCUCCAAGUUAACAUUAGAACAAAAAGAACUUUGCCGGAGCAGAUUGAAACUGCUAACGUAUUUGGAUCGGCUAGCAACAUAUGAGGAAAUUCUUGGUGGGCAACACGUUGCCGAACAGAGAUAUGAUGCAGAGUUCUUCAAGAAGUUCCGGAAUCAGAAUAUUGUUCUUUCAGCAAGAACAUAUGCUCGGGAAAGCAAUGUAAGAGCCCUGGAGAUUUUGUUCACAUACCAUGGGUCAGACCUCCUUCCGCAUCGGCUGGCAAUUCUCUCUAAUUUUCCAGAGACCACCUCUCCACAUGAAUAUUCCUUUUUGCUACCUGAAGCUUGCCGCAGAGAUGGAGCACUGAAAAUUCUUCCCUGGAAUGAACAGAAGCACAGGGAGGAAGACUGGUGCGAGAGGGCACCGUGCAAGCUGACAGUUGAACCAGCUCUUCAAGAUGAAGGCGGAUUUUUAUAUGAGUCUCAACCUGAGUUGCUGAAGUACAGAACCACUGAGCUUUCCAUAAAACUGGUCACGGACUGGUAUUGGAAACGAGCAGAAGAGAUAGAAAACUACUCUAUGCAGGUGGAUUGUGCUUUGUCUCUGGUUCGACUGGGCAUGGAGAGGAAUAUUCCUGGUCUGCACUCACUUUGUGACAAUCUGGUUACACUGGAGACGUUGGUUUAUGAGACUGGAUGUGACAUCACUCUGAACUUGAAAGAGCUGCAGCAGAUGAAGGAUAUUGAGAAACUAAGACUCUUGAUGUCAAAUUCAUCGGGAGAAAGGUAUGUGAAGAAUGCCUAUCAAUGGAUGGUCCCAUUUCUACACCGCUGCGAAAAUGAAUCUCCAGGCAUCGCUAAUGAGCUUUUGAAAGAGUAUUUGGUAACACUGGCGAAAGAAGACCUGACGUUUCCUCUGAAAAUCUUUGAACAUUCAAAGCCAGCGUGUCAGCAAAAAAUAAUUUCGGAUCAAGACUUGUUGAUGACAAUUGCGUUAGACUGCAUCUACAGCUGCCAACGUGAUGACCAGCUUUCUCAUUGCUAUGAUAUCUUAGAAUGUCUCCCCCAGAGAGGUUAUGGUCCUGAAACAGACAUUACAAAUAACCUUCACGACAAAGUUGAUGAAUUGGAACAAAUUCUUAGCGUAUCAGAAAUCUUGGAGAAGCAUGGACUCCAAAAGCCUGUAUCCUUUGUAAAAGACACACAGGACAGCCCAGAAGAAGCACGGAAGCUGAUGAUUCGAUUGACCAGGCACACAGGCCGCAAGCAGCCCCCUGUUAAUGAGACACACUGGAUGGGAUUGUUGCAAGAUAUCCUGGAAAUGCAGCAGAAUGUCUACACAUGCAUACAACCGGACACUUGCUAUGAGAUCUUUACAGAAAGUCUUCUGUGUUCAAGUCGACUGGAGAACAUCCAUUUAGCUGGGCAAAUGAUGCACUGCAGUGUUUGGUCAAUAGAUCCCCCUGUCAGUGUUGCUUCUAAAGGAAAACCACAGUACAGAGUUUGCUAUGAGAAAAGCAUUGAAUUGGUUUUGGCUGCUAGCAGAGAAUACUUCAAUUCUUCAACCAGUCUAACUGAUACAUGCAUGGAUCUGGCCAGAUCCUGCUUACAGCUUAUUACAGACUGCCCACCUGUUGUCCAAGAGGAGUUGGAUCUUAUCCGUGCUCUUAGCUACCUUGAAGAAUUUGGUGUGAAAAUCUUGCCAUUACAAGUGCGCCUGUGCUCUGAUCGACUCAGCCUUAUCAAGGAAUGUCUCCUGCAGCUGCCAACAAGCUACAAGCAAUCUGCCAAGCUCCUGGGACUUGCAAAUUUGCUGAAGGUUGCAGGUGAUGACCAGAUGGAGAGAAAAGGACAAGUUUUGAUUCUGUUAGUCGAACAAGCUCUUCAAUUUCAGGAUUACAAAGCAGCAAAUAUGCAUUGCCAGGAGCUUAUGGCUUCAGGGUACUCUAACAGCUGGGAGGUUUGCAGCCAGUUAGGACAAGCCGAAGGCUACCAAGACAUGGCCGUCCGACAGGAGCUCAUAGCCUAUGCUUUGACACAUUGUCCCCCAAGUGCCAUUGAACCGCUUCUGGCAGCGAGCAGUGCUCUGCAAACUGAGAUUCUUUAUCACACAGUCAACUACCAGAUCCGGCCUCCAGAAAAAUGGGAAAACAUAAAUACCUCCAGACCUCCAAGUGGAAUGAAAACAGAGUCUUCUGUAGAGGUUGGCACCAGCAUUUCCUCUGGUCAGUCUGCUGACCUACUGCAGUGGACCACAGCUAAAACCAUGAAAGUCCUUUCUAAUACAACUCUGACCACAAAAGCUAUGCUGCAUGCCGUCAGUGAUCGACAGUGGUGGAAGAAGUCACUGACCUAUCUUCGGCCAUUACAUGGUCAAGAGUUUGGAGAUGCAUUAAAAGGCAGUACUGGAGCAAAUAAAGCAGUAGAAAAGCAAGGCUGCCAUCCAUUUUAUGAAUCUCUGAUAGAUGAUCCAUACCUUGCAGAUAAUGAAGUUACUUAUACCACGUAUCAGCACAAUCCUUUGGAAAGUUUUGCAGAAGUAUUGCUAAGAACUGGGAAGCUUGCGGAGACUAAAAGUGAAGGGCAUUAUCUCUUUCCUGCCACAGAAGUGCUGUUGCAGCUGGCCAGCGAAGCUUUGCCAAAUGACAUGACCCUAUCCCUUGCAUACUUACUUGCAUUACCUCAGGUGGUGGAUGCCAACAAGUGCUUUGAAAAGCAAUCUCCUUCUGCUUUAUCUCUCCAGCUGGCAAGUUAUUACUACAGCCUGCAGAUCUACGCUCAUUUGGCACCAUGUUUCAGGGACAAGUGCCAUCCCCUCUACAGGGCUGACCCCAGAGAAUUAAUUCAGAUGGUCACGGAACACGUUACCCAGCGCAGCCGUGCAGACUGGCCCGAGGAAAUAGCCACUCUGAUUAAACACCUGCAGUAUUACAACGAGCGGCUCUUGGACUUCACUCAGGCUCAGAUUCUUCAAGGCCUCGGCAAAGGGGUGGAUGUGCAGAGGUUUACAGCAGAUGGUCAGUACAAGAGGGAGACCAUUUUAGGUCUGGCUGAAACCCUUGAAGAAAAUGUGUAUAGGAUAGCUCUUUCCUUGGCACAACGGUACAAUGUCCCGCUCUGGGAAGUUUACAUGACACAUCUGGAAUUCCUUUUCAGUGACAGCGGUUUAUCCACAACUGCUAUAGAAGAACGAGCCCAAAGUCUUGGCCUGUUUGAGACUUUGAACACAAUUCCUGAAGCCUUUCAUGAACAUAUGGCCAAAUAUGUAUACCCGACUAUUGAAGGCAGAGAUCAUCAACGUUUGCUGUAUUAUUUCACACUCCUUGAAAAUUGUGCCUGUCCUGAACAUGGGAAAUUAGCUAUCAAGCCCGAAACGCACAUACGCCUGCUGAAAAAAUUCAAGGCAGUUGCACCAGGUCUCAAUUACAAAAAGCUUACGGAAGACAAUGUGAGUCCCCUGGAAGCUUUGGAUCCUGUCCUCACAAGUCAAAACAUUUUAUCCAUUUCCAAGCUUGCUCCUAAAAUCCCAGAAAAAGAUGGAAGGAUGCUUUCCGCAAGCUCUGUCUAUGCCAUCUGGAUCAAAAAACUCUUCUGGGAUGGGGACCCCCAUCUUAUUAAAAGAGCUCCAGAAACCAUGGCUGAAUGGUUGCAUUCAUAUGAUAUCUGUGCCAAGUACUUUGAUAGACUCCACCCAGGAGAUAUUAUCAAUUUCAUAGAUGAAAUUACUUUUUCCUCAAAGGCUGUCACCAAGCUGUCGGUUGAUUCCCGGGUAGAGAUGACGAGGAAGGCUAUUAAGUCAGUGAAACACAUCGCCGAAAAGGCUGGGAAAAGGUCCUCUGAGGGAGACCAUGCAGAAGACAUGCCUGGCAGGCAAAUCACUUAUGAAGAUGCUUUGAGUCACCUACAGCAAUCUCUCGCACACCUGGAAACACUUAGCCAUAGCUUUAUUUCUUCCCUUAAAAACAGUGACCAGGAUAUACUAAGAGAAUAUGGGCACCAGUAUGAUUUAUCCCGGUCAGAAAAAGAGAAAAUCAAUGAGCAAGCUGUAACUAUGUGUAUAGAUGGUCAGCCCCUGGAUAUGAUACAGAAACUAUUGGAUGUUGCUGUUGGAGAUCUGGGACUCUCGCCUAGCGAUAUAGUAAGGACAGCGGUAAAUAAAGUGGUGGGUGCUUUAAGUGAAAGCGGUGGCCAGUCUCCUUUCAAAAAAGAUCCUUUCCAGAUAUUAGAAAGUAUUGUGUCUGCGGUCCACGCAAGUGCUGAAAACGGUGAGAACCUAGUGUCUUCAGAUGAUCUCUUGGCUUGGCUUAGACCAUUUUGUGGAGAUGAUUCUUUGCCCGUGAAGCCCCGCAUUAAAGUCCUGCAGAUUUUGGAGCAAGCCUUUCACCUUAGUGACGAAGACAGCAAGCUGCUCGUGCUCUUCAGAACUCAAGCUGUUCUCAAGGCCUGUUGGCCCCAGACACAGGUGGAAAUAACUGAUAUUGAAAAUGAAGAAAAGAGGUACAGCCUUUUCCUCAAACUUUUGGGAUCUAGUAAGGAUCAUGGAGAAUUCCAGCAUUUAGUCAUGCUCCUGCAAGCCUGGCCACCUAUGAAAAAUGCAAAUGUAGCGUGCCCUAGUAAUAACCCUUGGGUAAAACUGGGAACCAUGAUGCUUACGACAAGCCCGCAGGACCAGAAAGAGAAUGCAGGGAAUGAAAUUUUGAAAAUCUGCCGCUCUUUAUAUGAGACAAAGCACGUGCUCUCCACAGAGUGCAUAAAAGAUCUCUGUUUGCUGCUCCUCGACCAGUCCCUUCUGCUGCCGUCCCUGAAGCUGCUUCUGGAAAGCAGAGAUCAAGAUCUUCACUCUGUGGCACUGGAGCAGAUAACGGCUAUUGCUAAGGCUGAUGCUUCCAACUGUGACUCCGAACUGCUUUCCUUGCUCCUGGAUGAGAACUUGGUCGCAGACUGCAUCUCCACUGUCCUUUAUCCUCACCUGAUUAAUCACUUGCUGGCCAAGCAAGAGGAAGGACGCUGGGAUAUAGAAGAAAUAGCAAAGCAGCUGCAAGGAGCAGGUUUUGUUGCAGAGGCGGGUUGCCUCCUGAUGGCAUAUAAAGGAACACAUCCUGCACUCCGGACCUUUGGAGCGGCCCUUGAAGCUGUUCGGCGCUGGAUUUAAAUGGCUAGGCCUUUAAAGUUAUACUUGGUGCCUGAACUACAUACUGCUUUUCAGGUGGAAAGAUGUUUCCAAAGAGACAUCGCUUGAAAGGCUAUCCUUCAAAAUAAUCAUUGCUCCUUUGCAUUGCAUAAAAUCCUGACAAUGUGCAUACUUCCUUGCAGUGUUACCCGUCCUAUCCCUAGCUCUUUUCCUAAGUUAUAGCCUACAUCAGCAGGUUGGAGUGUAUUCAGUGCAACCCAAGAAUUAUAUUUGGGUAAAGAAACGUUUUCCAAUUCGUGCCACAAUGGACAGCAACGAUGCUCCACACCUUCACCUCCAGUAUAAACAUAUAGAUAUAAAUUAAAGCAGUUGAAUAGGACUAAUCCCCUCACUUCAAAGGGAGCAGAAUGUUCAGGGCAUCUUAAGAGUUUGCACUUUAAGCUGUUUGGAAGUUAAUUUCUAAAUUUAAUUGCAAUGCAUUGUGUUAAUUAAAGGCUUUCUUUUCAACCAA
Messenger RNA from Podarcis raffonei (Aeolian wall lizard), 7696 nucleotides. RefSeq names its product NBAS subunit of NRZ tethering complex (gene NBAS). The transcript has 52 exons. Gene Ontology annotation, molecular function: SNARE binding. The record is from RefSeq and is a predicted model, not a curated record. Gene Ontology annotation, biological process: retrograde vesicle-mediated transport, Golgi to endoplasmic reticulum. NCBI's taxonomy places the organism in Eukaryota, Metazoa, Chordata, Lepidosauria, Squamata, Lacertidae. Bases 34 to 7206 code for a protein of 2390 amino acids. Gene Ontology annotation, cellular component: Dsl1/NZR complex; endoplasmic reticulum membrane.